Molecule: messenger RNA, 3793 nt
Organism: Aspergillus novofumigatus IBT 16806
Lineage: Eukaryota; Fungi; Ascomycota; Eurotiomycetes; Eurotiales; Aspergillaceae
Gene: lreA
Product: GATA transcription factor LreA
Exons: 6
Coding region: 263-3325 (1020 amino acids)
Biological process (GO): regulation of DNA-templated transcription
Cellular component (GO): nucleus
Molecular function (GO): zinc ion binding; sequence-specific DNA binding; protein binding
Source: RefSeq, a predicted model, not a curated record
GGGGAGAUUAUGCUCUUGCAUACGAGUAGUCUAUUCUAUAAGAUGACUUGGAUAAUCUGGGAUGUUCUGAUAGAUAUUUACUUCCACUUGCAGCAAGAUCGAAAUGGGUAGAUACAGGGUGCAAAAGAAGCUUGUCGUAAAGCAUCAAUCAAUGAUCGCUUAAGCUUUCAUAAGUUAUAUAUAUCCUCUCGGUAACUUCAACCUCAACUGGUCCCCUGGAAGAGCUCUGGGGACUCGUUUUCCUUUUGGAAUAUUUAGAUACAUGAUAUUUUGCCUCCAUGAGCCCCUUUUGCCUCCUAAACUGAUCUGUCACACUAGAAUUCGAUACGUCAAGUUGAUCAUUGAGUUCAAUGUCUCCGUCUCUCUGCUCAUUGGCAGUCUGCAGUCAUUCUGUUCACAGAAACAGAAUGAAUCCUCAUACUGCCUCAACAUAUUUACUCGCCCCUCAGUCUUAUUCGAUGAAAACCACGGAAUCUACAUCCGUCCAUCCAGCGCUGAGCAUUUGAUCUGGACGGUCGCUUCAUCGCUUCAUCUCAGUGAUACAGCCAAUUCUGCUGUUGUGAUCUUCAAGAAACUUCUGGAUGCACUUACAGGGCUACCAAUCAUUGGCCCCUGGAGGAAUGUCUACUAUCUUGGGCUAGGUUUCGAGGCAUCUUCGCUGUGUAGAUGCGAUCCGCUCAUUGGCCAGAACACUCCCCCAUCGAAUCGAUCGAACGUCGCCUUACGUCUUGAUAUGGCCAACAACUUCAAUAAUGGCGACUACUACGGCAAUACUCCAUUCCCUAUGGCUCCCACGACCUCUGGUAGCCAGUCCAACACCUCUCAUCCCGCCCUUGACUGUAGCAACGCCGAGAUGAUGAUGACAUUUGCGCCUUUGGAUCCCCUCCGAAUGGGGGACUUUCCUUUCUCUGAAUCUCAUGGGUCAGAUAUGCUGUUGAGCAGCAUGUCAGCCGACGAGCUGCUGGCUUCUGGCUCGUCUCUUCCCGCGGCCCCUGCGCCGUUGGCUGACCAUCUGUCCGAUGCGUUGUUCGCGUAUGACCCGCUCUCUAGCAUGGGGAACUCCGUGCCCAUGGCAGUGGACACAGCAAGUGCAUUUGCAUACGACCCUUCUUCCGUAUACCAACAACCCUCCUUGAUGUUUGAACAGACCUUCAAUGGGCAGUCGAUGCAGCAGCGGCUUCCUUCAUUUCAGAACCAGACCAUGAGCCUAGACCCAACUGCCUCCUACUCUUCUACCUUGCAAGCGCAUCCAUCGAGCAGCAACUCCUACUGUACAUCCUCGGUUGAUGCGAAGGACAGCACCAACAUGGCCCAAACCACGUCCAUGGCCCGCAGAUCAACCAACGCUUCGAAAUCGACUGAUUCUUCACGAAGCCAGCAGUUACCGCACAGGCGACGCCAGCUUCUUCAGGCCCUACAACACAAGUUUCUUCUCACCACGUGGACUGACAUGGAAUUUUACACAGCUUCAAUAAAGUCGGCGACCACCGGUGAGAUCACUCCUUAUAACAGCAUAUAUUCGAGCAGCGGCAUUGACAUGAUGAGUAUAUUGGCCGAGGUUGUGUCAAGACCCGACCCCAAGAUUGACAUCGGCGCUGUUGAUUUGUCAUGUGCAUUUGCAUUGUGUGACAUCCACCAGGAGGAUCAUCCUAUCAUUUAUGUAUCGGAGGCUUUUGUGCGGCUGACCGGUUACACUGAGGGGGAGAUUGUUGGCCAGAAUUGUCGUUUUCUUCAGGACCCCAGUGGUGUGGUCCAGCAGGGCAUGCCCCGGAAGUUCGUCGAUCAACAUACCGCAUUUCGAUUGCGGUCUACAAUAGAGCACCGUGGAGAGAUCCAGGCCACCAUCAUCAACUACAGAAAGGGCGGUCAGCCAUUCAUGAAUCUGAUCACAAUGAUUCCUGUCCGGUGGAAUUCGCCUGAUUACCGAUUCUAUGUCGGGUUCCAGGUCGAUCUCGUGGAAAAGCCUGAUGCCAUCAAAAUGAGGAAUCCAGAUGGUACUUACAUGAUUAACUACCAACGGAAGCAGCUGCCUAAUUACGUGGCGCCUCCCCCGGACAUCUAUAAGUUGCAUCCGGACCUUGCCACAUACUUUAGUCACGACCAGGUCUCGACGAUACUGGACAACUUGGGCACUCCUGACCAUAGCUACCAGCGGUAUCUGGACCGCGUUCUAGUCGAGAACACCGACGAUGUCAUUCAUGUACUCUCUUUCGAGGGUGAAUUGUUGUACCUAUCUCCAUCUUGUCGAAAGGUCCUCGAGUACGAUUCAAAUGAGUUGAUUGGCAAGACACUAUCGACGAUCUGCCAUCCCAGUGAUAUCGGUCCUGUCAUACGCGAUCUCCGAUCCUGCACCAACUCCGACCCGGUCAGUGUCAUGUACCGCGUCCGGACGAAGUAUAGCGGGUACAUGUGGUUCGAAAGUCACGGCUCGUGGCACAUCGGCGACCGCGGCCGGCAAUAUAUGGUGAUGAUCGGCCGGGUCUGUCCCGUGUAUCGGCUGGACCAGCUCGCAAACAUUGGCGAUGGCCGGUUAGCCGAGAACGAUCUGUGGGCCAAGCUCUCGAUCUCUGGCAUCAUUCUCUUCAUGUCCUCGAAGGCUCGGCCAGUGCUCGGCCGAGUGCCCGAUGAUCUGGUCGGUAAAGGCAUGCAGGACCUGAUCCCAGCCGAUGCCCGGAUGGAUGCAAAACAGGCUUUAGAGGUGGCUCGGACUGGCCAGCAGACGAGCUUUAACCAUAAAAUACGGCACAAAAAGGGUCACAUGUUGCAGGCCCAAACCACAUUGUACCCUGGAGACACCAAAGAAGGGGAGAAACCUUCAUUCUUGGUCGCGCAGCUGCGUUUUCCCAAAUCACCGCAGACUGCUCAAGGGACGGAAGAGGUUGUACCUGCAAAUAUCACCGCUACCUUUUCCAGGGACAUUAGUGUCACAGGAAGAAGAAACGUCACUGCGGCAGGCCAAACGACUUCCGACAAGUCGGCAAUGGGUUCAUCCGGUGACCAAUACGUGCCGGCUCUCGAUGAACCAAUACUGUUCGCCGAGUUGAACACGGCACGAGGUUCAAGCUGGCAAUUCGAGCUCCGCGAACUGGAGAAACAGAACCGCACCCUAUCCGACGAGGUCCAGCGGCUCCUUGCGCGGAGGAAGAAGCGCAAGAGAAAGCAGAGCAUUGUUCCCGUCGAAAAGACCUGCGCCAUGUGCCAGACCCGCACCACGCCUGAAUGGCGUAGAGGGCCCAGUGGCAAUCGCGAUCUUUGCAACAGCUGUGGGCUACGAUGGGCCAAGCAGGUCCGCAAUGCCAUACAGCAAAAAGCCCCAGCCACUUAAGACUCCAUCUACUUCUCUCUACAAUUCGUUCUUAUCAUGCAAUUUAUCACGAACCUCAAUUGCAAGCGUUCUGUCUGGUCUCGUUUUCCGUUUUCUUAACUUUCGUGCGGUAUCUUAGAAGCGGAUGAUCUUUCAAGGGUUUCAGCAGGCAUGGGCGUCGACGGGCCAUAUAUAACGACUACACUAUAUGAUCGGAUUAGCUUGGUUUGGGGCACGGAGUUGGAUGAACUCUCAAUAACGACAUGACUUAUGAUGAGUGUAACAGUACGACACAUGUGUUUUCGGGCGAACCGGCUGGAAGAAACAGAAGCAGCCGAAAAGUUACGACUUUGGUCUCGGAUAAUUAUUUUUCAUAGAAACAAUCAAGCCAUUGCAAACGAUGGGCCUGUCAUUCGAUUCCGUGAUGUUUCGAGUAAAUCACGAACGGGGAAGGCGUUCUUUUCGGUUCUAGUCCAUAUCACGCGCUAG